UCCAAUGCGUCCAAGUGUUGUUACACGAGUCGAGCAUAAUUUCAGAGAAACAGACUUGUCAUACAGUCACUGUGGUCAGUAAGGCUUCAUCUGCAGAAUGGAUUUCACGUCACAAAUUUGUUGACGUGGUGCUACGUAAAUGUGCUUUUAGUCUGGAUUUACACACUGAGAGAGUGUCUGGUUCUCUGACAAUGCCAGGAGUCCUGUUGGAGAUGGAGGAGGCUGAGCAAGGCUGGAAGAAAUGACAAGGAGUCCCGAAAUCUCGGAGCAGCAACAGAUGAGUUUAUGAAGGAUACAUGAGCUGGUGAGAUGGAGGAAGCGUACAAUGAACUCUACCAGCAGUUUCUCUGCCUGAGGUCCCUUUGCCUGAGACAGGCAGCUCUGCUACAUGAACUCAAAACAGCUUUGCAGAAACAGCAAGGUACCACUGUUCCUAAUGGAGAACUGAGUGAUGCAAUGUCCCUCCCCGUCCAGUGUACCCAAGAAAUCCUUGUAAAUCUCCAUGACGGGCCUCAAACACUAACAGCCAAGGCACCCAAACCUGCAGCACAAUGUAGUGUCGAUCGGCCCUCUAGAAACCUUGGGACUUUUUCGGAUCUCCUCGCUGAGGAUAUGUCUAAGCUCUGUAUGGAAGUGCCUCGUCAGAGAAAGGAAGAUGGGACGACUGAGGAAACGGUUGCACCCCUUAUAAGCCAGGACAUCACUAAGUGGCCAGGAGCGUGUUCCAAUGUCUUAAAUAAUCCAAAGCAUGCUGAUUCUUGUUGUGGAGACAGGACAAUGCACACUGUAGGGAUGCCUAUGACAGACACUCCCUCCCUGGUUGGACACUGCCUGAGUCAGUCUGGUGGGAUGCUGAUGUCAGAUGUAGCACUACAGUCUCACGUUUGUGACUUCUGCCAGGCGGUUUUCCCCGGAGACACAACCACCGGAGGAGAGUUCCUGCGACAUCUUUACACCCACGUCACCUAGACUGAUCUGUUUUGUCCUUCUGACACACGAGUUGUGUGUUCACAUGCAGCGUUGAAAUCAACCUGCACUUCAUAUUGUUAGCUGUUUACCUGUGGAUGAACUGUGCAGAUGCUGAUGGAGGAAUCAUUUUCUGUUUCUGUUUUUUUUUUUUUUUAAGAUAUUUUUUGGGGCCUUUUAGCCUUAAAUGGACAGGACAGACAAGUUUGAAAGGGGGAGAGAGAGAGAGAGAGAGAGAGAGUGACAUGCAGGAAAGGGCCACAGGCUGGAGUCGAACCCGGGCCGCUGCGGCAACAGCCUUGUACAUGGGGCGCCUGCUCUACCACUAAGCCACCGACGCCCCCAUUUUCUGUUUCUGAGAUGUAAAAUGAAGGGCAGGAAACUUCCUUUGCUUCAAUUGUAUGUGAAAGUACUAAGAUAACGUAGGUUCAGUUUACCAUCUCACUUACAACUGCAGUGCCAGUAUUUAGCCAGGGUUUUAUUUGUCCAGGUUUGGACAUUUAGAUCUAAAGACCUCACUGUAUCAGUUGUUAUAGGGACCAUUCCUAUUAUAGAAAGUGAUGUUAAUCUUACCCAACCCAGACUGGGGCAAGUUACACAAAAACUAUCUGCAUGGCCAGAUACAACUAGAGUGUUUUUUUUUGUCUUGAGCUAAUGGUUUAAGCCACCUCAUUUAAUACAUGUAACUCACAUAGAGAAAAUCCACAAUAGCAUAAAUCAUUGCCCAUAUAGCCUUUAUUGUAGUUACAACUUGCAACCAUGAUGUAUUUGUUAAGAUCUUAUAAAUCAUCCAUCCUUUAAAGGCCUCCUUACCUCAUGUACACUGACUGUGAUCCUCCCCUGGUGUUUUAAAGGGGAACUUCAUCUAUUUUCGAAUUCACACUCAUUUUAUUCCUAUGGUCUGAGACAGUUCAGAAAUGUAGGUAAAAAUGAACAACACUCUCCCAAAUCCCCAAACUAGAGAGCCAAAUUCAAAUUUGUGAUGUCAUCAAGUAUAAAGUCUGGAGCUGCUCUGUAGACAAUGAACUGUGAAAGAUGUUACAGAUGACUCUGAGAGCAUAUCGGCACAUUUUCGGUUUCACAACUGAGAACACUAAAAUGAAAUAAAGCUCAUUUGGGUAUAAAAAAAUCCCCCAAACAUUCUGUGGGGCCAUAAAAUCAGCCUCCCAUACAUUGUCUAUGGAGCAGCUCCAAAAUUACUACUUAAUGACAUCACAGGUUUUACUCACUUCUCUGGUUUCUGGCUUUGACAGAGAGUAGCUCAUGUUCACAAAUAUUGACUGAACUUACCUAGGCCAUAGAAAUAAUAUAUUUAAAUUGGGUAAAUUGGUGUUUCCAUUUAAUGUAGCCCAUAAUUGCACUUGAAAAUGCACAAUUGUGAAAAUACCUUCUCUACUUGACUGAAUUACAAUAGCCAGACAACAGAGAUGUUACUCUACAAUAUGAGAGUAAUGGAGAUCUUGUGUUUUAAAAAUAUAAAAGUAUAUACAGGGGAAUAAAUCAUUGAAAUAAAUAGGGUCAUUUGUCGUGUUCAGGAAAAAAAUGGCGGACUAUUGUACCGUUUAAUCUGAAAAUCUAGUGUUUAUUAGGGUUUGUUAUCACGUGCUAUAGAUAAGAUACAAGAGGGCCAGUUAUGGACAGUGAGGCACAUUGUUUUGUUUAUGAUCUGAAGUAACUGUUUGAAAAUAUAAUUAUAAAGAAAAUUGUUUCAACUGAAAUAGCUGAAUUUCUACACAUUACCAUCAAUCUGUAGCAAAGGUGGGGGAGCAUCUACUGCUGUGCUUAUCAUUCUCAUCUCACCUGAUUGUUGUGAAAUGGGUUCGGUGUUCACUGACCUUUAUGUAACUGUGACUUUGUUUGCAUUGGUUUUAAAUGCAAAUUUCAACAUUUUUAUAAUUGUUUAAUGCUUGUAUGUCAUAAGGAAAAUCUUCUCUUGUGUAGAUUUACACUCUGAAUCAUGGCAGUAUGGGUCUUGGCUGAUUUUUGCAUUUCACUGUGACUUAAGUAAUUAUUAGGUCUGCUUUUAUUAUGGUAAACUUUGAUGAGCCAAAAAUAUGAAUUAGUUCAAUUUGAUUAAGUUUAUUAUUGACAACUUUUUCUUACAAGCCUUUUGAACUCUUAUCCUUAUGAAAUAUCCCAAUAAACAUUGCCCACAUU
Molecule: messenger RNA, 3123 nt
Organism: Epinephelus moara (kelp grouper)
Lineage: Eukaryota; Metazoa; Chordata; Actinopteri; Perciformes; Serranidae
Exons: 4
Coding region: 310-969 (219 amino acids)
Source: RefSeq, a predicted model, not a curated record